This is a messenger RNA of Pochonia chlamydosporia 170, 1776 nucleotides long. Its product is annotated as acyloxidase. Gene Ontology annotation, biological process: lipid homeostasis; fatty acid beta-oxidation using acyl-CoA oxidase. Gene Ontology annotation, cellular component: peroxisome. Lineage: Eukaryota; Fungi; Ascomycota; Sordariomycetes; Hypocreales; Clavicipitaceae. The record is from RefSeq and is a predicted model, not a curated record. The transcript has 3 exons. Gene Ontology annotation, molecular function: FAD binding; acyl-CoA oxidase activity; fatty acid binding. The coding region runs from base 1 to 1776 and encodes 591 amino acids.
AUGGUUCGCACUACCGUUAGCCCUUUAAACAUUACCACUUGUUUCUCUGAGCCACUACUCAGCCAGGAGAUUUGGUCUACCACCAGAGAGCAACCAUAUCCACAUCCAGGAGAAAAUGUUCGCUUACACUACGACCGGGCGCGGUCAUUGUGCAAGGCAGCGGGUCUCAGUAUAGCCGAUAUCCGUGAUCUAAGUCCAAGGUUUUGGCAGUUCCAUUUUGAUCGUAAGGACAAACCUCCCCGUAACAGCCAGCAACUAAUGGUCACAGUUAUCUCCGCCCGAGACAUGACAGCCUUCAUUAUAGCUACGAUUCAUUUAAACCUCUGCAUCGGUACAAUUGCUUCUUUCGCGGCGGGUCGCCCAGACCUGUCAGCUUUGCUCGAUGAUCUAUUGUGCUUUAAGACCUGUGGCGAGUUUAUGCUAACAGAACUUGGGCAUGGGUUGGACGCCCGUAAUCUCGAGACUACAGCAACUCUGUUGCCAAAUGGCUGCUUUGAUCUGGACAGCCCGGGGGAGUCUGCUUGGAAGGCGAUGCCACCGACAACUCCCCAGUGCGGUAUGCCGCGUGUGGCUGUGGUCUUCGCUCGACUUAUCGUUGACUCGAAUGACCGUGGCAUCAAACCGUUCAUUGUGAAACUUUGCAGUGCACAACAUAUGUGUCAAGGUAUAACAUCCCGCGUUUUGCCUACCCGACUGGGCACAAAACCACUCGAUCAUGCGAUCACGAGUUUUCAUCACGUACUGCUACCCCCGGGCGCACUUCUUGGGUCCACAUGCAAGCCAGACGACGCUCGCCUUGACUUCUCAAGUCAAAUCUGGCGAGUCUCAGUUGGAACCCUGUCACUUUCCAUUAUGGGGGUGUCUGCUAUCAAUCUGGCAAGCAACAUUGCCCUGACAUACAGCCGGCGUCGAGUCACAAGCGCCGGUUCGAGCGGAGAGCGGAUACCCAUUCUCCAAUUCAGCACCCAGAAACGCCCAAUUGUGAAGGGACUUGUGAGCUCUAUAAUCUUAAAAGCUUUUGCAAACUGGACAAUUGAUCAGUUCAUGAGUCCAACCUUAGUUGGUGACGUUCGACGCGCUAUAGCGACCGUAUUUAAGGCCACUGUAAUGAAGCAAGCAAGAGUUUUGACAGAGUUGUCUGAGCGCUGUGGGUGGCAAGGAUUGUACGCCUUCAAUCAGAUCAGCGAGCUUUUGUCGACAUUUCUUGGCAAUACUGUUGCCGAGGGCGACACUUUGGUAUUGUGCAUACGUUUGGCAUCGGAGCUUCUCGGUAACAAAUACACGCUGCCUGAGCCACGGGACCCAACGAUGCCUCUGGCCGUUUUGGAAAAAGGUUUGUUUGAAGAAGCCAGGCGUCGAGUACAGGCUCUAGGUGGAUACGAAGAGCACCGGAAGACAAGCUUCGACAAGCACAUACUGCCCCGAAGUAGGGCACUCAUAGAAGCCGUAGGUAGCAGAAUGGCGUAUGAGGCGGCACGGGAUGAUGGAACACAUCCGGCAGUGCUUCGUCUGUACGAGUGCGAGAGUAUGGGGGCAGACCUAAGUUGGUUUACCGAACAUACUUCCAUGUCUAGGGGCUCUUUUUUCGACUCGAUCAGCGCGGCGUAUGAAGAUGCCUUCCCCGUUGUGCAGACAGCGGCAGACUUCGAUAAUGUGGACAAAUACAUCACCGCGCCGAUAAGGUCCGAAGAAUCAUGGAGCGAAUUUAUGGGAACACUACAUUCAUUCGAACCCACUCUUUGUCAUACCGCUUUAACGUUAUCAAGCAAGCUCUAG